Messenger RNA from Rotaria sordida, 957 nucleotides. Lineage: Eukaryota; Metazoa; Rotifera; Eurotatoria; Philodinida; Philodinidae. The record is from the annotation of a GenBank genome assembly.
AUGGCACCAAAACGAACUGCAACAACAACAACGAUUUCCGAACCAUCAGCAACUUUAGCUGAAUCAUCCAGUGGUUUUGCAUUUGAAGUAAGACUUGUUGAAUCACCACGACAUAAUGGAACAAUUCAUCCACCAAUACAUUUUCUUUCACUAAGUGCAAAAGGAAAUCAAAAUCAAUUAACAACACCGUUAACACCAGAAACUAAUGUUCAACAAAAUUUAGCUAAACUUGAAGAAGAUCGACAAGUAUUACAAGAAAAAAGUGUUCAGAAAUUAAAUACAGCUGAAAUAGAUUUGGCACUUCUAUUCAAAUUAGUUAGUCGAGUACCAAAUGCAACCGAUAAAUUGAAAGAAAUUGUUGAAGUUCACAUUCAUCAAAUGGGUAUUGAUGCUAUCGAACGAAUUAGUGACAGUGCACUUAAUAAUCCAAAACUAUAUGUUGAAACAAUUCUGAAUAUUCAUACGAAAUUCUUGAAACUUGUAAAAGAAGCUUUUAAUAGUGAACAAGAUUUUACUACUGCUCUUGAUAAAGCUUGUGCUAAAUUUAUUAAUAAUAAUGCAGUAACAAUAACAGCUGGUAAUACAACAAAAUCACCUGAAUUAUUAGUUCAAUAUUGUAAUACACUUCUACGAAAAGGUGGUAGAAGACACAGAUCUCGAAGAAGAAUUCAAUCAAAUUAUGUGAUUUUUAAUUAUAUUGAAAAUAAAGAUGUAUUUCUAAAAUUUUAUCGUAAAAUGUUUGCCAAACGUUUGGUAGGUCAAUUAUGUGCAUCUGAUGAUUAUGAAGAAUUAAUGAUGUCAAAAUUAAAAUUAGCAUGUGGUUUUGAUUAUACAUUAGAAUUACAACAAAUGUUUCAAGAUAUUUGUAUUAGUAAAACUUUAACUGAUCAGUAUCGAACAUAUUGUGGAAGAAAUCAUAUUCAUGAUAUUGUAAUGGUUCUCAAGUCAAAUUCAUGA